AUGCCUAUCAGAUUCGACGACACCGAUUAUAAGCUGUUGCAGCUUGGAGGGCUGAUACAGUCUUCCAUAGCGCAAUACGUAGCCCAGCGCCAUGCCCCCGGAAAGCCAGAAGGGACCCUACCAUCUAGGCCUGUGUUUGAGGCGCAGAGGCAGCUGCUCUCGGCCGCUGGGUCUCUUGUAGAGCUGGUCAGCGACCCGUCUAUGCGUCUCGUCGAGCUCUCGAUGCAGUACUUCGAGGCUCGAGCUCUCCACAUUGUCGCGGAUAAGCGCGUUCCCGACAUACUAGACGAGAACGGAGAGAAGGGGCUGGACAUCGAGACGCUCGCAAGUCGGGUCGGAAUCGAGUCAAGGAAGCUCUCUCGUGUGAUGCGAUGUCUAUGCUCCAACCAUGUUUUUGCCGCAGUAGGCGACGACGUGUAUGCCAACAACAGGGUUUCGGCAUCACUGGUUCAUAAUGAGUCUUUGCGCGCCUAUAUUAUGCUAUUUGCGCUCGAUAUCUAUAGUAGCUCCGCGUAUCUGCCGCACUAUCUCAGCGACCCGAGCAAGGGUGCGUCCUAUGCCGUGGAGGUAACCCCGUGGCAAGACACACUCAGGACGCCGAAGGCUCGGUGGGACUGGCUGGAGGAGCGAGUCAAGUUGAGCGAUGUGCAAGCAGGCCGCCACGGCUCUGGGGGCCAACUGAGCGCCUAUCCCGGCGUUUUCGGAUCUGAAUUUGAGAAACUGGUCAAGGAUGCGGCAGCGAACGCCACCGUAGCUCGCCCGGAGCUUGCCAUUUUCGGGCUUGCGAUGCUUGGGGGUGGCAAGGUUCUGGGUCAGGCCCAUCUAUAUGAUUACCCCUGGGCAUCCCUCGGAACAGCCACGGUGGUAGAUGUUGGCGGGGGCGUUGGCGGCUUCAGUAUCCAGCUCUCCCGCAUAUAUCCGAAACUCAAUUUCAUUGUCCAAGACCGGGCGCCGGUUUUGAAGCAAGCCGAGGCUGAGGUUUGGCCCCGCGAAAACCCAGCCGCGAUAGAGGCUGGCCGGGUUAAGUUUGUCCCCCAUGACUUCUUCCAGCAAAACCCGGUCGAGAAGGCCGAUAUUUAUUGGCUGCGCUAUGUCUUACACGACUGGUCCGACGAGUACUGCGUCCGCAUACUAGCUGCGAUCAAACCCGCGAUGGGGCCACGAAGCCGGAUAUUGGUUUGCGACCAAGUCAUGAACACCACCAACGGAUUCCCCGAAGUGCCCUCGGCCCCGGCGCCUUUGCCGGCCAACUUUGGCUACUAUACACGCUGGUCCCACCAGCGCGACCUAGCCAUGAUGUCGAUUAUCAAUGGUAUCGAACGCAAGCCAAGCGACUUCCGUGACAUCAUCGCUAGAGCUGGCCUGCGCAUGAGUAGGAUCAUAGAUUGCAGGAGUCAGGUCGGGCUGGUAGAGAUUGUACUCCCAGAUUCGCAGCUGUAG
This is a messenger RNA of Durotheca rogersii, 1440 nucleotides long. RefSeq names its product S-adenosyl-L-methionine-dependent methyltransferase. Gene Ontology annotation, molecular function: O-methyltransferase activity. Lineage: Eukaryota; Fungi; Ascomycota; Sordariomycetes; Xylariales; Xylariaceae. Bases 1 to 1440 code for a protein of 479 amino acids. The record is from RefSeq and is a predicted model, not a curated record. The transcript is spliced from 6 exons.